Messenger RNA from Rotaria sp. Silwood2, 1080 nucleotides. NCBI's taxonomy places the organism in Eukaryota, Metazoa, Rotifera, Eurotatoria, Philodinida, Philodinidae. The record is from the annotation of a GenBank genome assembly.
AUGGUCGAUACAAAAGUUGAGUGCAAUGGUGAAGAGAUAAAUGAUGAUCACUCUGUUCAAGCAGUAAGGUUUCAAGCUAACAGUGAUUCCUUAAGCAAAUCUGACAACCAAAAUACAAAGUCAAAGGAAGAAGGUACCGCAGAUGAUUCGAAUGCGAUUAUAGCUGUGAAAGACACCAAUACAACUACCGUUCAGAAGGAUACAAGAAAUAAUCGUCUGAUUACAGUUGGUGGUGUCACUGGCAUACAUGAUAUUCUUGAUCCUGUGAUAGAAUAUGCUGCAGAACCUUUGUUAUCACUUCACGAAGCAUGUGUUCCGUUGUCCGAUAUUCUCUUCAACUUAUCGUUCUAUGUAGAAUUAGCGCUCAGUGAAACACCAAAAGAACCACCAAAUGGAUUGACUGUGGACGAGAGUGCUGCGAUUCGUCUUUAUACUAUUGAAUGGGAAAAACCUCAUCGAAGUCUCUAUUCAAUGCUUAAUUACACUCUCAAAACUGCUCCACGUGAAGAACUUCGACCUUAUUUCAAGUAUAUGAAGUUGUUCUUGACUGCUCUCGUCAAGUUACCCUGUGUCCCACCAUUAACAGUUUGGCGAGGUGUAGCCAAAGAUCUAAGUUCUGAAUUUCCACCAGGCACUCUUGUAACAUGGUGGGCAUUCUCUUCGUGCACUCAUGCACUGCCUGUAUUGGAAAAUAAUAUGUAUCUGGGUUCUGAAGGUGAGAGAACUCUUUUCUCAGUCGAAGCAAUCAAUGGUCGAACGGUGCAAGCUCAUUCACACUUCGUUACCGAAGAUGAAAUUCUUCUUUUGCCUGGUACCCGCAUGGAAGUUCAAUCACUGUUUAGUCCCGCAGCUGGUCUUCAUAUUAUUCAUUUGAAGCAAAUAAAACCGACCGAAACUCUUCUCGAACUCCCAUUUGAAGCCCUUCUCUAUCCACCUGAGAACAAGAAAAAACCUUGGUACAAAAAGAAACGAACGAUAUUUGAAUUAGCUAUAAUCGUCAUAAUCUGCAUUGCUGGCAUAAUUGUUGGUGCAGUACUUGGUUCGAGACGACCGCCACCACCUCCUCGUAUGUUAAAUUAG